AUGCCACUUUACCCCUACCUUAAAGAACUUGAGUUGCGAGAUUCUAGCUUGAAGACUUUCCAACGAACACAACAGAUGAUGAUUAUGAAGAACAAAGCAACAGCUUCGUCUUCGUCAAUCUCUCCUCUCUCAAAUUUGUCUAAAUUGUUUAUUUCUCUGAUUGAGAAUCUACAAUCUCUCCCAGAUGAGCCAACAGGCCUCACUUCUCUCAAGACUCUUUAUAUCCAUGGGUGUCUACGAUUGAAGUACUUGUCUACUGCUAUUCGACAUCUCAGCUCUCUUCAAGAGCUAAAGAUUAGCACCAGCUAUGAGGCACUUGACAUAUUCCACAACCACGAGGGUGAUCAUGAUGAGAACUUUUAG
Messenger RNA from Ziziphus jujuba (common jujube), 363 nucleotides. RefSeq lists its product as uncharacterized. The record is from RefSeq and is a predicted model, not a curated record. Lineage: Eukaryota; Viridiplantae; Streptophyta; Magnoliopsida; Rosales; Rhamnaceae. The transcript has a single exon. Bases 1 to 363 code for a protein of 120 amino acids.